AUGCCCCCGCCACUUAGAAACGCCAGUGGCUGCUGUGCCCACGACACCCUUUACGUCGACUCGUCGCCUGAAGCCGCUAUUGCUGGCUUCUCGCGCCCAGCGGCCCACAGUCGCCUCGAGGCGGCCACCCUCACCGGGAGAUUGACCUCCACAAACGCUGACGAGCUGGCAACACCGGCACAGGUCUUCAAUAAUCCGUCCGUCUUUCCUGGUCCGUUGGUUCUCCCAGACGACGAGAUUGCCCAGGACCCCGAGGACGACGAUCCGCAGACCUUCAAAGAGUGGUUCAAGUACUCUCGCGGCCCUGGGAGACAGAUCACCAACCGCAGAAAGACUCUCUACGUCAUCCCAACCCCCAAUGAGGCGGAAGAGGUCCAGUCCCUCAUGAAGGGCUGGGCGGAACCCCAGGUGCCGAGGGGCCAGAAGGUGCCAAGCCUGCCGUCUGGCCAACUAGCAGCCCCAACGGUGGAGGAUCUGUGCGACUAUCUGCGCGCCUUCUACCACCCUAUGGAGAUCAAGGUCUUUAGGCCACAGUAUCUGUGGCGAUCGUGGACCGGGAACGGGACCUCAUCCGGAUCUUCAACGCGGAGCUCGAAAUCCAGAAAGGGGCAUGACGCCUAUCUCGGUCUGGAGCCAGCCGCUCCGACUGGCGAGCUGUUCGGUGUCCGAUAUAGACCAUCGCUAGACGGUAUUGCGAAGCAGCAAUUGAACCUAAGCGAUAUUACGGAUGCUAUGCUGGCUCAUAUCCCACCAGACGCUUAUUCAAUUGUCAUGCUAACCCACCACGAUCUUUACGAAGACGAUGAAGACGAUUUCUGCUGCGGGAGAGCAUGGGGGUCUAGUCGCGUGGCUAUCGUCUCCUCAUUUCGGUAUCAUCCGUCCUUAGAUCGUUACUCAGGCAUUGACCGAGAGCACAUGUGGCCAGCGUCGCAUUGCAAAGAAUAUGUAGACGGGCUUUGUCAGACGACGACGGAACCUGCCAGAAAGCGAGCCAAGAAGGUCAAACCGCCCAGUGUGCCAACCAUCCCAGUUGGUGAAACCUCACCACUUGCCUCGGCUGUACGGGGGGGCAGCCAGCAUCUCGUGCCUAGAACAACGGAGGACUAUGCCCAGUUAUGGAUGUCCCGUACGGCUAGGACCAUAUCCCACGAGAUAGGCCACUGCAUGGUCCUCGACCACUGCUCGUUCUUCGCCUGUGUCAUGCAAGGGACUGCCAAUAUCGCCGAGGAUGUCCGCCAGCCGCCCUAUCUGUGCCCCAUCUGCCUACAGAAGCUAUCGAACCUUCUUGCUCCGUUGAUAGGGAAACCGACCACGCCGGACAUCCAGAUGCAGUUCAUCCAGGGACAGCAUGAGGCUCUCGCCAGAUUCUGCCGCAGAUGGCCAAAGGUUGGCAUGUUUGCCGGCCUCGCUGCUUGGAUAGCGCAGCGACUGGAGCUAAUGCAAAGCCACAUGGCUUCUCAAGAAGCUGAUGCCGGGGAGCAGCCUUCGCCAGAUGAUGCCAACGCAGCCCCUGGCAAGCCACCCACGAGAGCCACUCGCCAGCCCAAGUCCACAGCUUUAUUUGCAGAGUGGCUCGAUGAGGGCGCCGAUUAA
Messenger RNA from Clonostachys rhizophaga, 1593 nucleotides. The record is from the annotation of a GenBank genome assembly. Lineage: Eukaryota; Fungi; Ascomycota; Sordariomycetes; Hypocreales; Bionectriaceae.